Chrysochloris asiatica (Cape golden mole) is the source of this 976-nucleotide messenger RNA. RefSeq names its product arginine/serine-rich coiled-coil 1 (gene RSRC1). The record is from RefSeq and is a predicted model, not a curated record. Gene Ontology annotation, cellular component: cytoplasm; nucleus. Lineage: Eukaryota; Metazoa; Chordata; Mammalia; Afrosoricida; Chrysochloridae. The transcript is spliced from 9 exons. Gene Ontology annotation, biological process: alternative mRNA splicing, via spliceosome. Bases 149 to 976 code for a protein of 275 amino acids.
GAUGUACUCGGAAACUCGGCUGAUGCAGCCUGACGCUGAAACCAGGAAGGCGCUGAGCUUAAACUGAAGCAAGUUCGGAGGACGCUGGCGGCUCCCUACUCGGAAGAAACGUUUCCAGGUCUGCAGUGCUUGCACGUUAACUGGAGAAAUGGGACGCCGUUCAUCAGAUACUGAAGAAGAAAGUAGAAGUAAGAGAAAAAAGAAACACCGGAGACGAUCAUCUUCAAGUAGUUCUUCAGACAGUAGAACAUAUCGAAAGAAAGGUGGAAGGAAAUCAAGAUCAAAGUCAAGAUCUUGGUCUAGAGAUCUUCAGUCUCGUUCACAUUCUUAUGACAGAAGACGCAGGCAUAGAUCAAGUAGUAGCUCUUCUUAUGGCUCAAGAAGAAAACGAAGUCAAAGUCGUUCAAGGGGUCGAGGGAAAUCCUACAGAGUUCAGAGGUCUAGGUCUAAAAGCAGAACAAGAAGGGAAUCUGGAAACAUCAAAGCUGGAUUAGAACAUCUGCCACCAGCUGAACAGGCCAAAGCCAGACUACAACUGGUUCUUGAAGCUGCUGCGAAAGCUGAUGAAGCAUUAAAAGCCAAAGAAAGAAAUGAGGAAGAAGCAAAAAGAAGAAAGGAGGAAGAUCAAGCCACCCUGGUAGAACAAGUAAAAAGAGUAAAAGAAAUUGAAGCUAUUGAAAGUGAUUCUUUUGUUCAGCAGACAUUCAGAUCAAGUAAAGAAGUUAAAAAGUCAGUGGAACCUACGGAAGUGAAGCACACAGCUACAGCCUCAGGACCAACAUCUGCAGUGGUCGAUCCUCCCAAUAUUGAAAAAGAAAUAGACCCUAGCAACAUCCCUACUGCUAUCAAGUACCAAGACGACAAUUCUCUGGCUCAUCCAAAUUUAUUUAUUGAUAAAGCAGAGGCUGAGGAAAAAUGGUUCAAGAGAUUAAUUGCUCUCCGACAAGAAAGGCUAAUGGGCAGUCCUGUGGCCUAA